This is a messenger RNA of Impatiens glandulifera, 710 nucleotides long. Its product is annotated as probable 60S ribosomal protein L14. NCBI's taxonomy places the organism in Eukaryota, Viridiplantae, Streptophyta, Magnoliopsida, Ericales, Balsaminaceae. The transcript is spliced from 5 exons. Gene Ontology annotation, cellular component: ribosome; cytosolic large ribosomal subunit. The record is from RefSeq and is a predicted model, not a curated record. Gene Ontology annotation, biological process: translation; ribosomal large subunit biogenesis. Gene Ontology annotation, molecular function: RNA binding; structural constituent of ribosome. The coding region runs from base 117 to 518 and encodes 133 amino acids.
UAUGGUCUAUACGUUUAUAUACAAGCUUUCUCUUUCAUUUCAAAACCCUAAUUCUCUCUCGGUGCGGCAGUGCUAGUAGGUCUUGCUCAAUCCUACCCAGCCCCCAACGAACGAAAAUGCCUUUCAAGCGAUUCGUUGAGAUUGGAAGGGUUGCACUCGUUAACUAUGGAAAAGACUACGGAAAGCUCGUCGUUAUCGUCGACGUUGUCGAUCAGAACCGAGCUUUGGUUGAUUCCCCUGAUAUGGUUCGUACCCAAAUCAAUUUCAAGAGACUAUCUUUGACCGAUAUCAAGAUCGACAUUAAAAGGGUUCCACAAAAGAAGACUUUAAUUGCUGCUAUGGAGGCUGCUGAUGUCAAGAACAAAUGGGAGAACAGUUCAUGGGGUAGAAAGUUGAUUGUUAAGAAGAGAAGGGCUGCCUUGAAUGAUUUUGACAGAUUUAAGAUUAUGUUGGCUAAAAUCAAGAGAGCUGGAGUUGUGAGGCAGGAGCUUGCCAAGCUCAAGAAGAGCACAGCCUAAGCUUUUCUCUUUAGUGUUGAAGGAGAUUUGGUAUUAUUUAGCCAGAUAUAUGCUUAUUACUAUUGGACAUCAUAAAUGUUUAUUUGUUGUGAGACAAUCAUUUUUGCUGUUUUUGAGAUUAAUGUUUUCUCUUGCAUGUGAUGGCAAUUAGCUUACACAAGUUUCUAGUUGGGUGAUUCAUUUUCCAUGCUA